ACUAUGCAUCCAGUCAAAUCUGCCGCAGUCCGAACGCCUCGGAUGGCAUCUCCCCCCUCCAGAUCGUCCUUCGAGAGUGCUGUGGAUGAGACCGGGUCCGAACUCGCCCCUACCCCGCAAAAUCAUUCGACAGCAAAGAAGCAUGCACUAUUCCGCGACGGAUGUCGGUGUAUGCUGACCGGAAAAUAUGACGUCGACUUGAUGAAACAAUAUCCUGACAAAUUCCCGUUCGAGCUGAUCACAUCCACACGCUGUGUACAUAUCAUACCCGAACAAACACUAAUCUUGCUUGCAGAUGGAUUGGCGAAAGGCUUCUGGGCGGUCUUGGCACGCUUUGGUUAUCCUACAGCGUGGAUUGAGUUGAACGGGCGCAACUGCCACCGCUUGUGCAACCUCUUAACCCUCUCUUUAAACGCUCAUGAGGAGAUGGGCACAUUAGAUCUUUGGUUUGAGAGCACUAGCACGCUGAACACCUACGACGUGAAAACACAUCCACCACUCCUUCGAAAAGCAUAUGACUGGCCCGCUCAAGGCGGCUUGGACUUGCCUGAUCCUGACUACCUCGCGCUUCACGCGGCUUGUUGCAAAAUCGCACACAUGGCGGGUGCAGCUAAGGCUGUCAAGGACUCGAUUAUUUAUGGCCCCGAGUCGUACUGUGUGCUUGCACAGGACGGUAGUUCGGCGGAUUUACUGUUUGAUGAACUGUCCUGGCUCGUCUAUCGCGUGAAUGCACCGCCCGUCCCAAGCCAUCUACUCACCCAACAUGCUAUCUUCGGGUACCUCAUUAAACCUUCCCGACUCCCCAUUGUCGAUGAAGACGACGUUCACGUUCCGUUCAUCGUGUGGACGGCCGCCGAUAAAGCCAGCACAGUGUGCGAGCCGCUCGUGGUCUACGCCCACCGGAAUGAUCUUUGCGAGGUGAAUCGGGCUAGCGAGCACCAACAUCGUCUUCGUCCAAUGUCGGCGCAAGCUUCGCAACGGCGAGCCUCGUAUAGUUUUCGGAAAAUUCCGUCAGUUUGA
This is a messenger RNA of Epithele typhae, 1020 nucleotides long. RefSeq lists its product as uncharacterized. The transcript is spliced from 5 exons. Lineage: Eukaryota; Fungi; Basidiomycota; Agaricomycetes; Polyporales; Epitheliaceae. The record is from RefSeq and is a predicted model, not a curated record. The annotation marks the transcript as partial.